Molecule: messenger RNA, 507 nt
Organism: Coffea eugenioides
Lineage: Eukaryota; Viridiplantae; Streptophyta; Magnoliopsida; Gentianales; Rubiaceae
Product: copper transporter 4-like
Exons: 2
Coding region: 1-507 (168 amino acids)
Biological process (GO): copper ion transmembrane transport; intracellular copper ion homeostasis
Cellular component (GO): plasma membrane
Molecular function (GO): copper ion transmembrane transporter activity
Source: RefSeq, a predicted model, not a curated record
AUGGCCAUCGAUGCUCUGCCCAUCCACCACAACACCACCGCACCACGUCCUCCUCCACCGCCUCCCACCAACGUCCACCAACACCACCCAUUCUCCUUAUUCACCCAUUUCUACUGGGGUAAAGAUGCCGAAAUACUCUUCUCCGGCUGGCCCGGACACAACUCCGCCAUGUAUGCACUAGCCCUCCUGUUUGUAUUUUUCUCGGCUGUUCUGGUGGAGCUGUUCUCCAACAUCAACGUUGUCAGACCCGGAUCCAAACGCGUCGCCGCGAUUCUUUUCCAGAUGGGGAUUCGAGCAAUUCGGGCAGGGUUCGCGUAUCUGGUGAUGUUGUCCGUGAUUUCUUAUAACGGAGGAAUUUUCAUCGCUGCUGUGGUGGGCCAUGCGGUUGGAUACGUGGCUUUCGGGAGUCCCGUAUCCAUCUUCAGAAAGGGAUCCGCUAAUACUGGGCAUUCUGGUGCGCUAUCAGUUUACGAGAACAAAUCUAUAGGGAAAAAGAAAAAAGAAUAA